UUGCGGGGUGCUCCGAGGCUGACCUUGGGCUGCGAGGGUGGCAGAGAUUCAUUGCUGCUGCAGCAGCAGCAGGCAGCUCAAAUGGCGGAAAAAGUGUGAGGGGGAGGAAGGAAGCCGAGACCACAGUCUGUGCUCCUCACAGCCGAGCGAGCGGGGAGUUACUGCGCGCUGCAGCCGGCCUGCCAUGGAGGGGGGAAAUCCCCUUCACCCCCUCCCCCAGUGAGCCUAGAGCCGGCUGCUGCACGAGCAGGGGCGCUGAGCUCAAUGCUGCUGAGGGAGGGGGAAAGACUCAUGAAUGACGAGGGGGAGGGAGCCGGCGUUGGGCACUAGGGCUCUGCGGCCCACUGGGCUCCGUGCUGCUGAUAGCGAGAAAUGUGAGCUGGCUGCAUCACUGCAGUACCCACUGCAGACACAGAGAGAGGGGGAGAGAGAGCGGCAAGGAGCCAGCUCCCAGCCCGGAGCAUCCCGGGGACAGGCUCCCUCACAGCCAGGAAACAGCUCCCGGGCAGAGCCUUCUCCAGCAGCAGCGACCACCCCCAGCACCGAGCAUCCCCAGGGGACAGCAACGGAAAGGACUUGGCAAGGCCCUUGCUUCCAGCCUGCCCUGCACCUGCUGUGCUGCCCAGGAUCUUGCCUUUGCAGAGAUGAUCCCAGGAAAGCUACUAGCAGCGGCUGCCGCCUCUUGUACGGGUCUGCCAGAUAACCUCCAGUGACUGGGGCCGCCAGUCCGCUGGUCCCUUGCCUGGCACAGGGAGAGGAGCCGGUCCCGCAAGGCAGGAGCCUCCUUAAACAACAGAGCUUUGAAGCCCCCCAGCCCAGCCCAGCCUUUUCCUGCGAGUGGCUGCAGGGGACGCGGCGCUGAGGCUGGGGCAGCGCAGCAGGGCUGAUCCGUGGCUACACUCCUGCACCCCCACCAACGGAGACCGGUCCGCUCCCCAGCAGGACGCUUCCUGGCUCUGGGUCUGGUGCCCAGCUGCUACCCUGGGGGAGCUGCAGGCUCCAGGAACCUCAGAGACAAAGUCAGAGCAAAGGAAUUCACACACACAUUCUUCAGCCCUGCCAGGAUCUUACCCAGAAAGAGGAAUACAGGCUGGGUGGGGGCAGGGCACCUGUGGGAAGGUGCAGGGAGCCCUCCUCCCAGGCUGCACUGCUGGGAGCUGUCCUGGGAUGAACUGGAGCCCUGACUCAUCUGUUCCAGGGCCAGGAGAAAGCCUGGCUGUCCCUAAGCCUCUUGCCUGAGUUUGCUGUUUCCAGCUGCUGAUGCUCUGGCUUGGAAAGCGACACCACACUGAGAGUGGGAGAUCUCUCAGCGACAGGGCUGCCACAGGAUUAAGCAUCUGAGAAAGGCACUGCGGGGUGGAAGCGCUUUGAUCAUCAGAUUGGAACCAAGGAGCAGAAAGGCUCCGCUCAGCAGGAUGCUGCUGUGACUGCAGCCACUUCCUGUGCACGCCUCCAUCUGCGGAAGCAGCACCUCCAGGAAUGCGGGGGAAGCUAGGGUGACUGGAAUCCAGAGGGACCUUGGUUGCCUAGAGCUGCCCCUUUCUCCCAGGAUGUGCCCCUGCUCCAGCGGCUUUCUCCAGCCCUAUCGCUUCACUGCCCGAACACGAUUGAAAGCUCUGCAUGCUGCCAGCGUGUUUUAGCCUCAUGCAGGCACCCCUUGCAGAACCCAGAGCAGCGGACAGCAAUGUGAAAACAAUCCUCAUGUCGUGUCUCAAAGGGCAACAGGUCAUCAUCAAAAUGGAGGCGAUGAAGAUCAUCCACCCAGAGAAGUUCUCGGAGCUACAGGCCUCCCAGCCACGCUACACCUCAGCGCCCCGCCGGGAGCCCCCUCUCGUGGCCAAGCGCGCCUGGCCAUCAGAGUCCGAGAUCAUUGUCAAUCAGGCGUGCGGGGACAUCCCUGCCCUGGACGGUAACCCCGGCUCUCUUGGGCUGCCCCGGACUCCGCCCCUGCCGCGGCGAGAGCGACUAUACCAAGCGCAGCGCAAGGGCAGCUCAGAGGUCUGUUACCACCGCCAGCCGCCCUCAGACGAGGUGAUCGUUAACCAGUACGUACUGCACCCCUCCACGCCGUGCGAGCCCCUCGAGUGCCCCACCUGCGGCCACAUGUACAACUUCACCAACAAGCGGCCCCGCAUCCUCUCCUGCCUGCACUCGGUGUGCGAGGAGUGCCUGCAGAUCCUCUAUGAGUCCUGCCCCAAGUACAAGUUCAUCUCCUGCCCCACCUGCAAGCGGGAAACCGUGCUCUUCACCGACUACGGGCUGGCCGCGCUGGCGGUGAACACCAGUAUCCUGAACAGACUGCCCGCUGAGGCCCUGGCCGCCAACCCCGUGCAGUGGAGCAGCGACGCCGACCGCAGCUGCUACCAAACCUUCCGCCAGUACUGCGGCGCAGCCUGCACCUGCCACAUCCGAAAUCCACUGUCUUCCUGCACCAUCAUGUAACCUGUGCACCCCGCCCUGCCUAGCCCCGCGCCGCCUCCCUGCCCCGGGGGCCGGACAGUGUGAGAGACGACCACGCACCAGUCCCAGGGGACGACAGGACCGAGUGAGGGUGGCAAGUCUCAGUAGCUCCCCUGGCGCUGCAGGUGCUAAACACGUCAUCCCCUGGCCCAGCUCCCCGCGCCAGCACAGGGCAUCCCCACCUCCUCGGCGCUCAAGUUUAGGUGGGGGCAGCUGGGAACACCGCCCCCUUGGUAAUCCGAAGCCACUGGUUGAGCAGAGGCCUGGCAGUACUCCAGAGCGAGGGACUUUCCUAUCCUGCGGCUCACGCACCCCCUGUGCGUCUGGACAGGUGCCACUCAACCCUCUGUGCUCACUCCCUGGGCAGUUUGCUUCCCGUUGCCUUCCCCUGGCUCUGUGGCCUGGUCGGGGGGAGCAGCUCCACCCAGGCGCGGCCCCACCAUUGGCCUGGCUGACCUAUGGCGCUGGCGCCCCCAUGCCAUUCAACCUACAGAGGUGACACGGGUGGGGAGCCCGGGAGCUUCCCAGGGGCUGCACAUGAGACCUGAACCUGCCUCCCACAGGGAUGGGAUGGGAGGUUGCCAAACGUCAGACACAUCCUCUCUGCAUUAUUUGCCAAAGCUUUCAUCUCAGUGGCCAAGCUGACAUGCAUCAAAGUAACUGCAGCCAAUUAAACCCGUUGCCAUUGGCCUCCCAUUAUUAACAGACGUAGCCCAUUUCCUCCACAGGCCCUCUAGGAAAGCUCCCAUUUGUCCUCGUUUUGGAGGAUCUUUGUUUGCCCAUCCCUGUCUGGGGACACCCCGUCCUUUGGGUGGUUCGUGUUAAUAAAGGCAUUGAGUUGUGA
Mauremys reevesii (Reeves's turtle) is the source of this 3304-nucleotide messenger RNA. It is a transcript of the gene RNF208, whose product is annotated as ring finger protein 208. The transcript is spliced from 3 exons. Gene Ontology annotation, biological process: protein ubiquitination. The record is from RefSeq and is a predicted model, not a curated record. Lineage: Eukaryota; Metazoa; Chordata; Testudines; Geoemydidae. Bases 1621 to 2442 code for a protein of 273 amino acids. Gene Ontology annotation, molecular function: ubiquitin protein ligase activity.